This is a messenger RNA of Daphnia pulicaria, 1535 nucleotides long. Its product is annotated as Kv channel-interacting protein 1-like. The transcript has 11 exons. Gene Ontology annotation, molecular function: calcium ion binding. Lineage: Eukaryota; Metazoa; Arthropoda; Branchiopoda; Diplostraca; Daphniidae. The coding region runs from base 623 to 1342 and encodes 239 amino acids. The record is from RefSeq and is a predicted model, not a curated record.
AGCGAAAGAGAAAAAGUGGGAGACGACGAUGACGACGGUGAGGCUCUUCAUUCGCCUUCCGCACCGUGUCGAGACCGCCGGCUCCCGUCGUACGCUCCCGACAUCUCAACGACCCAAUAACAACGCGGCGCUGGAACAAGCCGCACGCACAUAACGGGACCCGAGGAAAUCAAGCCCUUCGAUCUCCUGUCCAAGGGUGGAGAGUGUGUGUGUGUGUGUGUGUGUGUGUUUGUGCGCGCGUGGUGUUUGUUGGUGGAAGAGGAGAACUAUAGCUGUCAAUUGCAACUGCACAUCGAUUGAGUGAGAACAGCCGGACGACACGCAACAACACAAAAAAGAAGAAGGGGGGGGGGGGGAAACACACACACAACUCUCUCCUCUUUGCCUAUACGCGAAAACAAAAACACAAGAAGAAGAAGAAGAAGAAGAAACAAAUAGGAAGAGACGACAUUGUGAGAAGAAUUGCCGCCUCCAGUAAGGCUCCCGCUCGGCCAAGUAUACACCCAAAAAGAAGCGGAUAUACAUAACGCAGCAGCGGAGGGAAAGCGGAGGGAAACGAACGAAGAAGGAAGAAGAAGAAUAAGGAAAAUAAAAGGACGAAAUCAUUGAGCGAUCAGAGAAAAUGGCAAAGUAUUUGAGACGCAGUUUCCGGCGAAAGAAGGAGGUCCGUUUUAUGGGAAGCGCCGAACAAGAGGACGGAGACAGUCCGACGCCGCGUUACCGACCUGACGGCAUCGACGCCCUUUGCAAAGCCACCGGAUUUAGCCGCAAGGAACUUCAACUGAUGUACCGCAGUUUUAAACAGGAAUGUCCAUCUGGUACGGUGAACGAGGCCACAUUCAAGCGCAUCUACACCCACUUUUUCCCGUACGGAGACGUUUCUCCGUAUGCGCAUUGCGUCUUCCGGGCGUUCGACAUUCGCCACAAUGGCGUCAUCAACUUUGAGGAUUUAGUGCUGGGAGUGUCGGCGCUGUCACGUGGAUCGGUGCCGGACAAAUUACGAUGGGUUUUCACGCUGUACGACGCCGAUGGCGACGGGGUCAUCAGCCGGAGUGAAUUGCGGGACGUCGUCAUGGCCAUCCAUCGACUAAGUCCUCACGGCAAUCUACUUUCGAGUAAAACGAUUCCUGACAUGAUGCCAAGUCCAUCGACCACCAAUUCGGCAGCUGCAAUGGCCGAACGCAGAAAUCACGAAAUGUUUGCAGAACGACACGCAGAUCGCAUAUUUCAGAAACUCGAUCUCAAUUGCGACGGCCAGGUUACUUGGGACGAAUUCCUGGAAACGUGCACCAAGGACGAAACAAUCGCCAACACAAUGGCGAACAUGGACGUCACCCUUUGAAGGAUUUCCUUCACCCUCGGAAAAGUGAAAAGGAAACAAUUCUAUCCCGUCAGUGUUGUUCCUUAUGUAAUUUUUGCCCGGAUUUUUCCGUAGCUUUGAUUUCGUUCGUGUAGAAAUUAUAUUUCAAUUUUACUCCGAGAUAUUUCGAAGCGUGUUGUUUUUCUAUCAAUUCAUUAGAUGACUUUAUAUAAUA